UCCUCCUCUCGUUCUCUCUCGCUCUAAGUUUUCUCGCUGUUUCUCUCUCUAGAGCAAGAGGGAGACGAUCAACAAUGGUGUUCAGCAUCCUCCCCCUCGCCGACGCGCUCCUCCGCCGCUCCUUCAUCGCCUCGGGGCUCCGCGCCCGCACCGUCGCCGUCGACGACGACACCACUAUCCACUGCUGGAUCUCCGCCGCACUCGCCCCACAGAACGGUAAACCUAACCCUAACCCUAAGUCCGGGUCCAAACCCGUGAUCCUCCUCAUCCACGGGUUCGGGCCCUCGGCGAUGUGGCAAUGGCGGGCGCAGGUGGCGGCCCUCGCCGGGCGCUUCGACCUCGUCGUCCCCGACCUGAUCUUCUUCGGGGGGUCCAGCACCCGGUCCCCGCUCCGCUCCGAGGCGUACCAGGCCGCGGCGCUCGCCCGCCUCCUCGAUGCCCUCGGCGUCCGCCGCCUCGCCGCCGCCGCGGGCACCAGCUACGGCGGCUUCGUCGCCUACCACCUCGCCCGCGCCCUCGGCCCCGCGCGCGUCGCCCGCGUCGUCGUCGCCAGCUCCGACCUCCUCAAGAGCGACGACGACGACCGCGCCUUCCUCGGCCGCGGCGCCGCCGCGGGCGUGGCCGCGGAGCGCGUCGCGGAUCUGAUGCUCCCCGGGGACGUGGCGACGAUCAGGGCGCUCAUGGGGCUCGCCUUCUACCGCCCCCCCAGGUUCGUCCCCGAUUUCGUGCUCCGCGACAUCAUCCGGAGUCUUUACAAUGAUAAACUGGAGGAAAAGAUGGAGCUUAUAAAAGGAGUAACUGUAGGCAAGAAGGAUGAGUUCCAGCUCACUCCCCUUGAGCAGGAGGUUUUGAUCAUAUGGGGAGAGCACGACCAAAUAUUCCCUGUGAAGAAGGCAUUUGAGGUGAAAAGGCAAUUGGGGGAGAAAGCCAAGUUGGAGAUUUUGAAGAAGACGGGGCACAUGCCACAGAUGGAGGACUCAAAGCGAUUCAAUCGGAUCCUCCUCAACUUUUUGUUAGAUGCUCCCGCCUCGUAAAAUCAAUGUGCAUGAAUAUUGCAGUUUCAUACGCACACCUCAGGUGGCUUUCCCAGCCACCACCUAAUUACAAGUAUAUAUAGCUUAAUUUAAACUGCAUUCUCUCUCUCUAUCUCUAUCUAUCUCUCUCUACAUUACUCUGUGUGAAAAAUAAGGAGUAUAAAUUAAUUCCAAUGUCUGCAAAUUAUUGAUCCCUUA
This is a messenger RNA of Ananas comosus (pineapple), 1232 nucleotides long. Its product is annotated as lipase 3-like. NCBI's taxonomy places the organism in Eukaryota, Viridiplantae, Streptophyta, Magnoliopsida, Poales, Bromeliaceae. The transcript has 4 exons. The record is from RefSeq and is a predicted model, not a curated record. Bases 75 to 1034 code for a protein of 319 amino acids.